Messenger RNA from Nicotiana tabacum (common tobacco), 1836 nucleotides. RefSeq names its product inner membrane protein PPF-1, chloroplastic. Gene Ontology annotation, biological process: protein localization to chloroplast; protein insertion into membrane; thylakoid membrane organization. Gene Ontology annotation, molecular function: membrane insertase activity. Gene Ontology annotation, cellular component: chloroplast thylakoid membrane. Lineage: Eukaryota; Viridiplantae; Streptophyta; Magnoliopsida; Solanales; Solanaceae. The record is from RefSeq and is a predicted model, not a curated record.
GAUAUUUUCUCUUUGGCUCUCCCUCCUCCACUCUCUAAUAGCUGUCCCUCAUCCUCAACUUUCCUUUCUUCAUGCGAAGCUGAAUUGAGCUCCAUUUUCUCCUUCACCUCAGGAGCAUUUUUUACCAUGGCGAAAACCCUAAUUUCAUCGCCGUCGUUCAUCGGAACUCCUUUGCCGUCGUUCUCUCGCCAUAUCUUCCACCGGCGAAGGCUUAUUUCAGCUAGAGUGAAAUUCAGCUUCCAUGAGCUUCCUCCGAUUCAAUCUCUUCACUCUUCUUUCGAUUUCAACGCUGUUAUUAGCCGAGCCGAAGGACUUCUCUAUACGUUAGCUGAUGCCGCUGUGGCUGCUGAUCCUGGUGUUGCCUCCGAUGCCACUGCUGCUACUCCUCAGAAACCCGGUGGUUGGUUCGCUUUCAUUUCUGACGCUAUGGAAGUCGUUUUGAAGGUAAUGAAGGAUGGACUGGCAGCUGUGCAUGUGCCUUAUUCUUAUGGAUUUGCAAUCAUAUUGCUUACUGUCCUGGUUAAAGCUGUCACUUUCCCUUUGACAAAGCAACAGGUUGAAUCAACACUAGCAAUGCAAAAUCUCCAACCAAAGAUCAAAGCUAUUCAGCAACGAUAUGCUGGAAAUCAGGAAAGAAUCCAACUUGAGACUUCGCGUUUAUAUAAGCAGGCAGGGGUCAAUCCUCUUGCUGGAUGUUUUCCAACUUUGGCUACUAUACCAGUUUGGAUUGGUCUCUAUCAAGCUCUCUCUAAUGUGGCAAAUGAGGGAUUGCUGACUGAAGGUUUCUUUUGGAUUCCUUCUUUGGGAGGACCGACUACUAUAGCUGCUCGACAAAGUGGAUCUGGAGUUUCUUGGCUAUUCCCGUUUGUGGAUGGGCAUCCGCCUUUGGGUUGGCAUGACACAGUGGCUUACCUUGUUUUGCCUGUCCUGCUAAUUAUUUCGCAAUAUGUUUCAAUGGAGAUAAUGAAACCUCCCCAAACAGAUGAUCCAACUCAAAAGAACACGCUUCUGGUUUUCAAGUUCCUUCCGCUCAUGAUUGGCUAUUUCUCUUUGUCUGUUCCUUCAGGGUUAACAAUUUACUGGUUCACAAAUAAUGUGCUGACCACGGCACAGCAAGUAUGGUUGCGCAAGUUAGGUGGUGCAAAGCCUGUUGUGAGUGGAGAUGCUAGUGGUAUCAUCAGCGCUGGACGUGCAAAAAGAACUACCUCUCAGUCUGAGCAAGCUGGAGAGAGAUUCAGGCAGCUAAAAGAAGAUGAAAAGAAGAAAAAGUCAACCAAGGCACUCCCUACAGAUAAGGUUGAAAUAUCAGCCUCUACAUCUGAUUCCGAGGACGAAGCAGAUGAUGAGACCAAGCCCAAGGAUGAAGAAGUUCUAGAAGAGGCUUAUGCUUCUAGCAGUAGUAAAGAAGUUCCAAAUUACUCAGGUCCAAGGAAGAGUAAAAGAUCAAAAAGGAAGCGUGCAGUAUAAAGUGCUCGUUCUUCUGGUCAUGGCCUUGAUGGUGCGGGAUGAUUGCUAGUUGGGUUUGGCCCAGUGGUGGUGUAUGGACCUGUGUGUUGCCCUGCUUCACAACGGUUUGAUUAGAGACUACACGCAUAAACUAUAGCAGAAGAGAGACAACAUACUUUAGUUGGCAAUUUAGCUUGUAUAUUUGAUAAAUCUGUAUCUUAGUCUGUGUAUAGUGGCCAUUUUCAUGCCGGUCAGCUAUUUAAGGACUGUUUGCUAAAUGAAGAAAGCCUGAUGAGCUGGCAAAAUUUUUCGGAUUUAUUCAGGCUCUUUCAAGUGUAACCACGAGCUUAGCUAAGAAAAGCUGAAUUAUACCAUAUUCUUUAAUGUGUA